GCCGCCAUCUUGCUGCCCGCCGCGGGGCUGGGGCCGGGAGCGGGGGGGUCGGGAGCGAGGGGUCCGGUACGGCGGCCUCGGAGGCCUCCUCGCCCUGAUCCUCGUUAGAGCCGAGGCUCGCCUGGAACUGGCGCAAUGUUUUUAACAGUGGCCCUACUCGGGAAGAGGAUCCCUGGAAAGCAGUGGAUUGGAAAAUACAGGCGGCCGAGAACAGUAACCAUUACCAUGAAGCAGGCCAUGAUCCGAAGGCUGGAAAUUGAAGCAGAGAACGAAUACUGGCUGAGCCGCCCGUACCUGACACGGCAGGAGGAGUACAAUCACAACAAGGAUGUGAGAAUGGCCAGAUGGGUGGCUUUUAAAGCCAUGAAGUCGUCCAAGUUCCCUGAGCAUAGAUAUAUGAGCGACCACUUGAACCACUUAAAUGUCUCAAAGAAGUGGACCUCUUGAGCAGCGGCACGGUUGUACUUGUGCUGCUGGGAGAUGCAGUAUUGUACCCCUUGUGGCUGCUCUGUAAUGCAGUGUAACAAAGGCAGGUGAGAAAUCAGACUGCUACGGUGUACGAAAUCUUACAUUAAAGUAAUCCUACAGAACAGUGUUUGGUUUUUUUUUGCCACAUUAGAAGACUGUCCUUCCAGCAGCUUAAGGGUUUUGCAUAAGACAGUGUGAGUUGCAGCUGCGGUGAUGACUUGAACUAGGUUUGUAGCUUCACUUUUUUGGAAAGCUGGAAUGCAGUGGCUGUAUUGAAAAAGGAUUAUCUGUACGGACCAGAUGGCUUUUACUUGUCCCUUUGCUCUAAAAGGGGCUACUUCUGUAUUUGUAUAUUAAUACUUGAAAUACAGCAGAAGCUACUUGAUGUUCUACUCACUCCAUCAGGCAUGUAUCAAGAAGAAUAGAACUGUGUCUGUAAGAGACUGCAACUAAUAUAAAACAUUCAACUUCCUGGGAACAGUAUCAAUAUCUUUGUCAUAACAGGAGCAUCAAUUUCUGUGUCCCUGCCCCACUUACACAGAACUUAGUUCUGACUGAGAAGGACUACUACUGAUUCUUGUUUGAGCGGCAGCUUGAUGUGUAAGUAAUACUUAGUUUGUGGCUGAUGAUGUUUCUCCAGGACAAUAAGUUUUUUAUUUCUGCUAUUGAGACCAAGUGAGCCGGAACCAUGCCAGGAAUGAGUACCAUGUUGGGUCAGUGCAGGUCAGGUGUGAGAACUGUUUCCAGCACCAGACAGAACCUUUCCCAGGUAUGCAGCAGUUCUUGCUGCUCUAAUGCACGCACGCUACAGCUAAGCAAUUAUCAGAUUAUUUCACAUACUUUAUUAAGUAAGUCGGUACUGCAUUCAUCGACAGAAGUUGUGUGUCAAAUACAUCGAUAUUUUAUCACUUUUGAAAAGAGGCCUGGAAUAAUACAGCUUGUUUAAACAUAAAUUCUAUGAUCAGGUCUGAACACUGAUGUACAAAAUCUUGAGUGCACUUAAAAUGAUCUUAUAAUCUUGAAUGCUUGUAAAUGACUUGAGAUAACGUGGAAAAGUAUACAUACGAGCAAACUGCAGUGUAAUUCAAACAUGAAGGAACUCUGAUGCAACGUAAUGUGACUUUGUAUUUAAUUCAUUUAUAAAAGCUCAUUUUAAAAAAAUCACACCAAGUAUUAAACUAUAAAUGGCAAUGUGUGUUCUCUGCAUAGGACUAGUCCUAUCUGCAGCAUACACAAAAAUAGUAAGUGUGUCAUUACACAUCUUUUACAUUUAAUGCCAAAAUUAAAUACAGGUCAGUGUAAGUUUAGGCAGCAAAUUAAAAAUAAUGGUGUAAGUGGAACAGUGAGUACCGUUAGUGUGACUGCUCAUGACCCUUUCUGGCAAAUACAGAACUGGAAAGAACCCAGGCAUGUUUAAUUCUGUUAAGGAUAAAAGGGGUGAGAGAACAGAGAGGGAGCCUGAACACUGCAACAGCAGGACUACUGCUGCUUUCCGUGAUGUUUUUGUGAGUGCAAAUAUCUGCUGUUAAGAAAGAUUUAAGACGCUCACAGUAAAGCUGAAAGGAACAGGUUAAAAGAUGAGAAAUUGGAGAGAUACGUGCUGAGCAUUUAAGUUGUCAGCUAAGUAAUAUAAACAGAAGAGCAUCUGCAUUGUCACCCUUCGUGCACAGGUGCCAACAGGAGCGGAUACUUCACCCCCAGCACGUGCUUCUCUCUACGCAGGUGCUCUGUGCUUCUUGUGACUGGGGGCAGGGAAGACUUCAAAACCAAUUCAAGCAAUUCUGUAAACAAAAAUCAGACUUCACAACCUCGUGGAAACAAGAUUCAAGUAAUUGCUGCAAACAAACCAACCCAAGAAAUGGUGAAAGACCAGUUUUAAUCAGAAUCAGCACUAAGUACAACUUUAUUUCAUUCCAUUUCAUGAGUUAUGUAAUUAAGAAAAAUACAUAUACAAAGCUGUCUAUAUAUACAAAAUAAAUUGAUAGAAAUGAAUAUAGUGUAUGUGCUCAGUAUUGUAACAAGUAACUGUAUAUGCAGCUGCUCUCUUUGGUGCCAUUUAGAGAUAGAAGAUCCUCUUACAUUAGAUACCAGCUUUUUUUUUCUUUUUUUUUUUUUUAAA
Lagopus muta (rock ptarmigan) is the source of this 2587-nucleotide messenger RNA. It is a transcript of the gene MRPL57, whose product is annotated as mitochondrial ribosomal protein L57. Bases 136 to 447 code for a protein of 103 amino acids. Gene Ontology annotation, molecular function: structural constituent of ribosome. Gene Ontology annotation, biological process: mitochondrial translation. Gene Ontology annotation, cellular component: mitochondrial ribosome. The transcript is spliced from 2 exons. Lineage: Eukaryota; Metazoa; Chordata; Aves; Galliformes; Phasianidae. The record is from RefSeq and is a predicted model, not a curated record.